Coffea arabica (coffee) is the source of this 1418-nucleotide messenger RNA. Its product is annotated as actin-related protein 2/3 complex subunit 3. The record is from RefSeq and is a predicted model, not a curated record. NCBI's taxonomy places the organism in Eukaryota, Viridiplantae, Streptophyta, Magnoliopsida, Gentianales, Rubiaceae. Gene Ontology annotation, biological process: Arp2/3 complex-mediated actin nucleation; regulation of actin filament polymerization. Gene Ontology annotation, cellular component: cytoskeleton; Arp2/3 protein complex.
GAGGGUAAAAAAUAAAAAACGGGUCAACUAUGUAAGCAGCCUCUCUCCCGAUCUAACUAAUCAUUUUUCCUCAGCCGCAAGUGCUUCUGCUCUCCGCCUUCAAUUCCACCCUAACUGCUUCGAGUGCUCUCUACUUACCCGUGCCUAAUUUUCUCCAACUGGGUUCUUCAGUCCGGAAGCACGCACUGCUCUUCUCUGUGCUGUGCUCUGCUGUUGCCUUUUGGCCUUUGGGGGAAGUUACAGCUUGCUAGUUGCCUCUGGUGGAUUUCAAUCUUUUUCUCUGCUUCUCCUUUCUAGUGGCUUCAAGGAUAAGCGAUUUGGAUCUUGGGCUUCUGGUUUUCUCACAACCGGAAUCCAGUUUAAUGGUAGUUUAUCUAUAAUACAAGACGGAGCCAAAAAAGAAUUACAAGAGACGAAUUUCUCAGCCCACGAGUGGAUGGAAAAAUGGUUUAUCACUCCAGCUUUGUUGUUGAUGAAGGGAUUGCCAAAGCUUGUGGAUGCCCUCUUCUUCCUCUAAAAAGUCAUAUAAAGGGACCUGCUCCAGCAUCAGAUACCACUGACAUUGUUGAUGAAGCAAUAUCAUUUUUCAGAGCUAAUGUCUUCUUCAAAAACUUUGACAUCAAAAGUUCAGCUGAUAAGCUUCUUAUCUAUUUGACAUUAUACAUAAAUGUGGCUUUAAAGAAGCUAGAGGGCUGCAGAACUUUGGCUGAAGGAACGAAGGCAAUUAUUAACCUGGGGUUGGAAAAGGUUCCUGUGCCUGGAGAGUCUGGCUUUCCCUUUCCAGGGUUAUUUACACUACCACAAUCUCAAAAAGAGGCAGAGCUGUUCAGAAAUUAUCUGAGGCAAAUUCGCGAGGAAACAAGUGGAAGACUAUUGAGUGUUGCAUACAGGCACAACGGGACUCCUAAUAAAUGGUGGUUGGCAUUUGCAAAGAGAAAGUUCAUGAAUAUUAGUAAUCCAUAAGGAAGUGGCCCCAGUAUUUUGAUGUUCCCGAGUGCAGCUCAAUUGUCUGCAUCCCCUGCCCAUGUCCUGUAAGCAUUGGACAACAACUUUGCAUAGAAAGACAAUGCAGAAUCUUUGUGUUUAUGUUAUUAUUUUUCAAUUUUGACAUUUCUGUCAGUACUGUUGAAUGAAGGGGGGAAAAAACUGUUGGAUGAAGAUAUCACCAAAAAAAACAAACAAAGUAUGUGUUUUCUUCUAGCUAGCUCCUUUUUUCCCAGCUUGGUGAUCUUUUUCAGUUUCAGCUUUUUUUUUUUUUCUUUUUUUUUCUGUUGUUUAUUAAUGUGGGAUUCUUCUGUAACUAGAUAUGGUUAAAGAGUUUACGUACUGCAGAACAAGGUCAUCAAAAAUUUGCAAGUUUCUUGGCUUUGUACGACAAUUAAUUUGUAAUUUGUGUAAAAAAAAUUGUAAUUUAUGUG